AGGAAAUCAGUGAGUGGUGCAGUGAUGUCCGUAGCUGUAAAUACAGCCUAAAAGAAAACAGGACAUCUGUAUGGACUGAAACAUUUGUUUUGUGGACUAAACGAGUGCAAAUUAGAGUCAGGACUAAAAGAUGCCAGCAGCACAUCUGGCUCUGGAGGCUCAGAUUUGGUCGGUGAUGGAGAGCCUGGCCAAAGCAGCCGUGGCUGAGAUCUGUAAACUGAUAGACUCCGAGUCUGUGGAGAUGCGCUUAGAAAUCCGCAGGGGCCAGACCGAGAUCGAGUCACUGAAGGGGAAACUACGGGACCUGAAGAAAACUUUGAGAAAUAAUUCUUUCUCUACAGCUUCUCCAGUCCUUCCUCACUCGCUCGGCAGUCAGUUUGGCGAGCAUGAGAGAGAAACAAAAGCUGAUGAUCUCCAAGAGGCUGACUGUGGGGAGGAAGAGGAAGAUAAUAAGACCAGCUACACAGGACUGAUGAACAACUUACAGGAGGAUGCCAACCAAGGAAGUCGAAAUUCUCUUCUGAGCUGUGAGAGUGAACAGACGCGGAGUGUUUUUCCACUUAGUGAGAAAGAUGCUCAGUUUAGACAGUCCCAGAUUCUUAAUAACUCACUGAUCACUGGAAAUAAAGCAGAUUCUGGAGGACUCGGCACUGCGGCUGUAAAAGUGGAGUCCGAUAGUCAGUCUGUGUCCAUAGGAGAGUGUCUUUUCGAGGGCUGCACAAACUCACAAGGCCAAAUGAUGGGAGAUGGCAACAACCACUUUGGCAGUACAGAAGAUUUUCAUCCCCAGUCUCAGUACUCCAUACAGUCCCAUCACUCUGAAGAGGCAUAUGAUUGUAAUUAUGAUAGACUGUUUAAACAUCUCAUAGAGCCACUGAACGGGGAAGGGAGCCUUUGUAGGCUGGAGUUUAAGACUGAGCCGGAGGAGGAGUCUAUAGCAGAGAGGGCAAAUGAAAUGGCACCAUGUGAGGUGACGGACAGUGAUGCUCUACCACGACCCUUUUUGACCACAAUGAACUUUGAGACACAAGGCAGUUCUUCUAAGCUACAGCAGACUUUAUAUGCUUCCCACACAGACCCCCAGCUGUUUCACCUGGCUGGGACCAGUGAGAUAUUACCCUCUUGCAGUGUUAAGCAUUCAGGUGAGCCCCAGACAAAGCAGGCAAAAGCAAGAAAGAUCCAAGAGCGAAUUCAAGCUAAAACCUUCAAACAGAACGCAGCCACCUGGUCCACAAUGCUGACAAAGGUGAAGACUAUGCCAAAAACGAACAGACACAAGCCGUUGCCUUGUUCUUUUUGUCCUAAAAGCUUCUACAAUGCUUCUGAUCUAAAGAGACAUCAGCGCAUCCACACAGGUGAGAAGCCCUUCGGCUGUGCCGUGUGUGGAAAGCGCUUCGCCCUCCGAGGAAACCUCAUCACCCACGAGAGAGCCCACAGCGGCAGCAAACCCUUUACGUGCCAGCAGUGCGGGAAAAGCUUUGCUCAUGGCUCCAACCUGACCGCCCAUCAGCGUGUCCACACUGGAGAAAAGCCUUUCUGCUGCUCGCUGUGCGGGAAAACGUUCGCUUGGCAUUACCCUUUCAAAAGACACAUGACUCUGCAUGGUCAACAUGGCCCUACCCAGUGAUUACAGUCAUAUUUGGGAUCCAUGUUCUCUGUAUAACUGCAAAGGUCUGUUCUACUAAAGGUUCCUAAAUGGUUCUUGGCUUGGAUGUACAGUUCUAGUUAAAACCUUAAAUUGGGACAAAACCUUUGCAUUAUGUAAAGAUUUUGUUUAAAUUUAAAAGGUUCUUUGCACUCACACAUUUCAGUUUCUGUGAAGAACCAUCAAUUGAAAGGUUCUGUGAGGAUCCAGAAGUGGUUCUGUGGCAGAGAUCUCCAGUGCUCCUCCUGAAGAUCUACUUUUAAGUUAGUUCCAACCUGCAUCCACCCCUCCCUACAUUCCCCCUUUAAAUAACAGUAAUGAUCCAGCCAAUCAUGGACUUCUAAAGAAGUUAAUUAGCUGGAGCAGAUAUGGCAAAUUGUGUUGGGACUAGAAUCUGCAGGAAGGUUGAUCUUAUUGACCAGGGUUUUGUGGCAUCACUCCAAGGAAUCCUUUUUUGGCUCCACUCCAGGUUUCGCCCAUCACACCAAAUGUCAACUUUCAAAAGUCACACUGAAAAAAGUCAUGCAUUGACUUUGCUGCAUUGAAGUGUAUACAUAAAUUCCACAAUAAUAAAAUAUAUCAGAGACAACAGCCCAUCUGUUGCUGCCCAGUUUGUGCUGGUCAUCCUCUAGUCCUUCAUCAGUGGUCACAGGGCACUGCCCACAGGCAGUUGUAGGCUGGAUAUUCUUGGUUGGUAGAAUAUUCUUUGUCCAGCAGUGACACUGAGGUGUUCAAAAACCCCAGCAGAACAAUUAGUGUAGAUACAAGAAGGUGUACCUAAUGAAGUGGCCGUUUGUGUUAUGUUGUAUGCAGAAAUUUGAAUACGCCUGGUCAAAUGACAUGUUUUGUGAAAAUAAGUGAAAAUAAGUUAACACAUCCUCUACAGGAAACAAACAUGUCAUUUUUCUGCUACUUUUACUGAACAAUUUCCAUUUGUUUGCUGAGUUUAAUGUAUAGGCCUCUGAUAUCGUGCCGAUAUUAGCAACUGGGUCUAAGCUGGAUUUCUCUACAGCAAAUAUGAAUGGGACUUUUGAAAAUCACUGUUCUUACAUUCUGUCAUACACGAAAAGGAUCCAAACCUGAUAUGUUUUGUCCUGUGUUCAUUUUUCCUCUGAAUAUCACGGGGUCCUAUGAAUAAUGGGGUUGUUAAGGAGAUGAAAUUGAAAAAAUCAUUCAUGAUAAUGUUGAAAUGAUGUCACAUAAAAAUAAGUCUAUUAAAUUUCAACACUAAUAAAUAUCAGCACUAGCUAAUCUUAAUGCACUCUACUACAAGCAAAACUCCAGCAUUCUUGACAAAGCUUAUUGGUUUGUAUGGGGUAUUUUAGUGAGGCUGUCUAUCUUAUGAUGAAUUUAUUGCACUGCAGUAUUGCAGCAAAGUUCAUAUUUCAACUCCUUAACAACCAUGUAAUUAAGAGGAUCCAAUAACAUUCAGGGGAAAAGGCGAUUUUCAAAAGUCUUAUUCAUUUUGUCAUAGAGAAAUCCAACUUAGACCUGCUAAUAUGGGCAUGACACCGACUACAGAAUGACAACACGAGUUCAGUGGUCUAUUAGGAAAAAAUGAAACGUAAAAUAUAAAAUGUGCCAUUCUUUUCGCACAGGCCACAUAUACAAAUAACAGUACUUGUGUUGUUCUCUGUAGAGGAUAUGUUAACUUAUUUUCACUUAGAAAAUCAACAAACCGUCAUUUGACUGGGGGUGCCCCAACUAUUGCAUACAACUGUUUUUUCUUCAUGUGGAAAUGAGGUACACACUGUAAAUUCAGUCCAUCACUUUGUUGACUGCACCAGCGCUAGAAGAGUGACAGUGAUGAAAUGUGUUGUUAGCAUGUUUAGCGUGCUAUCUGAACUCAGAGUCUGACCAUGUUAGUGUUUGAGCUUUAGGAAAAAGGAAGUUCGUUCAGCUGAUAGUAUGUUAUCAAAGGCCCAGAAACACAUUGACAUUGUCAUGUCAAAACCUUGCAACUCAUUAUACCAUACAUUGACACCCAAUACAGACAGGAAUGUUUGUUCCUUCCCCUUAAAAGAUGCCAUUUUGGAGAUACAAGGUUUUGUUAUGUCAUUGACAACAGAAAUAAUUAUAUAUAAUGAAGAGUGAUCUGUAACUAAAUAAAUAAAACAGGAAAAACAUGCAGUUCAAUAAUCCAUUUAUUGGACUUUUUUGUAUUUAUAAAGAAUGCAUAAACUUUGUUUGAACUUAUAUCUACUAGCAACGUACUUGUUUGUUAAAUGCAAAUACAAAGAAACAGGCGAACCUGAUUAUUUGAAUGAGUACAUAAUAAGAAAAUGUAGUUUUCAGAAAUAUAUUUCUUAUUAGGAUAUUGUUUAUGUUUGCAGUAAAAGGUUUUUUACAUAAGUAAAAGGUUGUUAACAUAUGCUGUAAACAAAGAAAAGAUGUGUUAUGAGGUGAUGAUGGAUUUGCUUUUCUGACCUCUUUUACUUUUGUUAACUGUCUUAUGUAAAACACCCCUCUGUGGAGCUCAAAUACAGUGCGUUUGAUAUUACAAUUU
This is a messenger RNA of Colossoma macropomum (tambaqui), 4151 nucleotides long. Its product is annotated as zinc finger protein 248-like. Gene Ontology annotation, molecular function: RNA polymerase II cis-regulatory region sequence-specific DNA binding; DNA-binding transcription factor activity. The record is from RefSeq and is a predicted model, not a curated record. Gene Ontology annotation, biological process: regulation of transcription by RNA polymerase II. The transcript has 3 exons. NCBI's taxonomy places the organism in Eukaryota, Metazoa, Chordata, Actinopteri, Characiformes, Serrasalmidae. Bases 131 to 1627 code for a protein of 498 amino acids.